Molecule: messenger RNA, 4770 nt
Organism: Prorocentrum cordatum
Lineage: Eukaryota; Dinophyceae; Prorocentrales; Prorocentraceae
Source: the annotation of a GenBank genome assembly
AUGCUGGCGGCCCCCGCGUCGAGGGCCUGGCGGGCCGGAGGCGCCGGAGUCGUGCGCGUGCCGGACUGCGACCGCCUGCUCACCAUCACCGUGCCCAUCAACGGGCGGAAGGUCGUCUUCACCACCGGCUACCAGCCGACGGGCGCGGCGCCCCGCGCAAUGCGGGACGAGUUCCUGGAGCACUUCCGGGAGCUGCAGGAGGUGAUCCCGUCCUGCUCCCAGCGCAUCAUGGGCGGCGACUGGAACGCCCACGUCGGCGCCGACGCCGCGGGAGAGCCCGGCAUCGGGCCCAAGCUGCUCAGCACGCCCACAGCCAGGCACAGCCGCGCUUUCACGAAGGUGCUGGAGGAUCAUCGUCUUCGACGCGUCGAUUCCCACCUCGCUUGUCGUCAGAGGGCCACGUGGCGAUCGCUAGGCAUCGAGCAAGGCCGGUGGCACGAGAAUGAUUACUUCAUCACCGACGGCCCGGUGUCUGCGAAGCGGUGGAAGCGGCUGCGGACCUUCGCCAUGCCGUUCGGCGACCACUUCGCCAAGUUUGUGUCGUACUGGCCUCCUGGCAAGCCCCAGGGGCGCCGCGAUGUGCGAGAGCUCGUGAACGGCUUCACACUGGAGCCGAGACCAGCCGGGCGCCUCCGCUACGACUUGAUGAGGGGUCCGUCUCCCGAGGCAGCCGCUCUGCGCGCCGAGUUCGGCGAGGCCACGGGCCGCGCCCUCGGGGAGCCCGACAGGCCGGCGUGGGGCGAGCUCGCCGCCGCCAUGCGCACCGCUGCAGAGGAGGUUCUGGGUCGUGCCCCACGGCGUGACGACGUGCCCGUGCUACAGAGGCUGCGACCCACCGAGCAGGCGCACCGCCGAGCACAACAGCGCAGCUGGGAGGCUGUGCGGCGGGCCAUCGGCACCGGCGCCGAGGAGGAGGCUCGGAAGGAGCAUCGCCGCCUCCGCGCCCAGCACCGGAGGGACCCACGGAGCCUCCGGCGCCAGAUCGUGCACGGCGUGGUGACCGACCUUGAGCACGCCGCCUCCUGCCACGACACGGGGGCCUUCUACCGCGGCAUGAAGGACCUCGGCGUGUGGCUCUCCGACAGCAACACGACCGGCCGCGAGGAGUACACUCCCGAGGAGGGCAAGGACCACUUCCUCAAUAUUGGCGGCGACCCCAACCCAGUGCCGGAGGAGGUGCUCGACGACCUCCCGGAGGCUUUCUGGCAGCAGGGGCGCGCGCAUGCAGAGACGUUGGGCCGGCCCCCGCGAGACGCGGAGAUCGAUCGCGCCAUCCGUGGGCUUCGCGACAGCGCCCCGGGGGACGACGAGGUCACGAUCGGCAUGGUCAAGGCGGCCGGAGCGCCUGUGGUUUCGGAGGUCUGCCGCCUCGUCCGCCUCUUCUGGGACACUCCGCACGAGCACUGGGUCGAGGUGCUGGGGCAAGAGCCGCUCCGCGCAGUCGUCAUCCUCUUGUUCAAGAACAAGGGGUCUCGCUCCGACCUCGACAAUUACAGGGGCAUCUGCCUGCUCAGUAUGCUUUCCAGGAUCGUCGCCAAGCUUGCUGCCACCAGGGUGUCCCAGUGGGCCGAAGCCUCGGGCCUUCACGUCCGGGAGCAGUGGGGCAACCGCAAGUACCGCUCCACGCGGGACGCCGUGCUGAUCAUGCGUAUCCUGUUCGAGGGGAGCGCUCGGGCGGGCCAGAUGGUAUCCGACGAUUCUCUUGCCGCUGUCCUGGUGGACGUGAAGAAGGCGUUCCCGAACGUGCCCAGGGCUCUCUGCUGGAGGGUGCUCACUCGCCUGGGCGUGCCGCCGGCCAUGCUCAACGUGCUCCAAGGCGUGCACGAGCAGACGUUCUACGUGGUCAGGACCAGCGCCGGGGACUCCUCCACUUACGAGCUGCGCCGCGGGCUCCGCGAGGGCUGCCCCACCAGCGGUAUCCUCUACACGGUGUUCCAUAACAUCGUGCUGUGGCGGCUGCGCGAGGAGCUGCAGGCGGACCAGCGGGUGAACUUGCAUCACACCCCCGCCCGGCCUCUGCCGCGCGCCACGGAGCAGCCGGACGAGGCCGACCUCGACGCCUUCAUCGUGCACUUGCUGGCUUUCGCCGACGACACUACCGUGCUUACGAGGCAGAAGCACUCUCGCGCUGUCGAGGACAUGGUCAUCAGGAUCAUGGCCAGAUUUGGCGAGACGGUACACCCGGGGAAGACCGAGCGGCUCUGCGCGGCUGCCAAGACGGAGGCGGCCCCUCCUGGCUUUCUCAUGGCGGUGCGGCUGCUGGGGGCGUGGUUCGACACCGACGGCGGCACGGAGCAGGACGACACCAAGCGCAUUCACGCCGCCCGGCUCGCGUGGCGACGCCUGCACAAGCAGCUGCCCAGACUGCGGCUCAGCAGCCGGCUCCGCGGCGCGGUGGUGCAGGCCACGGUCGUGGCCUCCCUGCUGUGCGCCUCCGAAGUUCGCCCAUUCUCCCCUGCGUCAUUGAAGGCCUACCAGGUUUUCCUGAACCGGGUCAUCCGCGGCAUCACCUUUGAUCGACGUCGAGGCGGCACCCGCGCCAUGGAGGGCGCGUGCACCAGUACAGACCUGAGGAUCGAGGCCGGGAUCGACGCCGUCCCGGUGCAGGUGCUGAAACGGCAGCUAGGGUACCUCGGACACCUCGCCCGCUACCCCAACGAUCGCCUCGAGCAGCACAAGCUAGGCCUGUGGCUCGCUCCGCCCCCGGAAGCUCAGGAGGGUGCCGGGUCCCUGGCUUCCCGUUGCCCCACGCUCAGGGACACUUACUGGAAGCGGAUCGUCAGCGUCAUGGGCCUCACAGGCAUGCCAGAGGAGGAAUGGCCCGUGCGCUGGAUGGAGGUCGCACGCGACCGGCGUGAGUGGAAACGCCUCUCCGACACCUUGGUGUGGCACGAGCGCCAGCGGUGUGACGCCGACACUUGGGCCAACAGACACUCUGAGAGCGCCACCGCCUACAGAGCCGAAUUGCAGGGCGCGCAGAGAUGCCCCCGCACCGGCGAGCAACGCUGCCCCCGCUGCGGGGUCUGGUGCGCGAAACUGGGCAAUCAUCUUCGGACCUGCGACGGCACCCCGCCGCCGGCUGGCCGUCUCGCGCCACGUUUUGUCGACGGACAGCAGGACGGCAUGCGGAUCCGCCCAGACCGCCGCAAGGCGCAACAGCAGCAGCCACCCCCGCCGCCCGCUCCUGCGGCGCCCGCCCGCCGGCGCCUCCGGGGCAAGCAGCCGCCUCCCGCGGCGCCGCCUGCUCCGCCGCCGGCCCCUCACGUGGACGACGCCUACGCUGGCGGAGCUGGAGGCCGGGGCGCCUGGGGCGCACGGUGCAAUGCGAUCUCCGCCGUGCCGCAGCUGGUCUCCCCAGGGUCGGACCGGCAGGGGCGGCCGUCCAUGGCUGCAACUGGCGGGGGAGCCGGGGCCGCGGACGGGCUCGCAGCUGCGCGCGCGGCCGUGGCGGCGCGCCGCCAGCGGGCCGGGGGCGCGGAGCAGGUUCGCGGGGAGGUGCCGGCGCGCCGGCGCGUGCAGCCCCGCGGCUUGCCGCGGGAGGCGCCCGCGCCGGCCGCGGCCGCGGCGGCAGGAGAUGCCGCCAUGCCGCAGGCCGCCGGGCAGCUGGCCCUGCCAGACCCCGCUGCGCCCGCCCCCGCCGGGCGGCUGGCCCUGCCGGCCCCCGCUGCGCCCCGGGCGGCUGCUGCCGCUGCUGGCGCUGCUGGCGGCGCUCCCGCUGCUGCCCCCGCCCCCGCUGCCCCCGGCGGCGGCGCGGCCCGGCCAGCCGGCAAGGGCGGCGCCAAGGGCGGCCGCAGGCGAGGAGGCGGCGGCGGCGGCCAGGGCGCAGGCGGCGGCAAGGGCAAGGGGCACGGCGGCAAGGGGCGAGGCGCCGGCCGCGGCCGCGGGCUCCCCGGCCCCAUGGAGGAGGUCGUGGAAGCGCUGGUCGCCCUCGGCAUCAGCCACGAGCGGGAGCUCAACAUGCACACCGACCGCGUCGGCGCCUUGGUGGUGCUCAAGGACGAGGAGCUCAUCGACGAGGUGUGGGAGCUGCGGAGCGCCUGGCGCCAGGCCGACAAGGACCGCAAGGAGCAGCAGCCAGCCGACGGCCCCUUGCCCCCGCAUCCCAUGGGCAGCCAGCGCAGCAUGCUCUUCAAGGCGAUAUGCGAGUGGACGGCGGGCAAGCUGCAGGAGGCCGACCCGGGCAAGCAGGCUGCCACCGACCUCGCCGCGACGCCGGCUGCAGAGGUCGACGCGUCCCUCUUCCGCUUCAAGCCGCGCCACGAGGACCCGAUGGCCGACAGGCCCUGGGUAUUCAUCAUCGUGUACUCGUUGCGGGUGCAGCCGGCCUUCCUGGAUGCCCCCGCGGCCGUCCAGGCCGUCACCGUCCCUGGCGUGCGGUUCGGUGUGCUCCACACGGACGAUGGCCCGAUCGUGCAGUAUCUCCGAGGCUGGCCCCCGGUGCUGCUCGCCUGCGCGGUCCUCCUGGCACGCCCGGCCCGGCCCCCGCGGGGGCGCGCGCCGGCCUGCACGGCCGCCUCGGCGGCGCUGGCGGCGGCCCGCGGCAGACGCACGCCGCCGCCCGCAGGCCGGCGCCCUGGCCGGAACGGCAACUACAGCGAGCAGGGCAUCUACGACGCCAUCGGCGGCGUCGCCUGGGUGCAGGCCUUCCUCGCGGUCCUGCUGGCGGGCUUUGAGUGCUACCACAUGCUACUGCAAGCUGACCCACCUCUUCGCCUUCAUCGGCUGCGCCGGGCCCCGCGGGGCUGCGCGCCGCUGAGGCGUCGUUGCUGA